Galeopterus variegatus (Sunda flying lemur) is the source of this 2874-nucleotide messenger RNA. RefSeq names its product cathepsin K-like. Gene Ontology annotation, biological process: immune response. The record is from RefSeq and is a predicted model, not a curated record. The transcript is spliced from 6 exons. Gene Ontology annotation, cellular component: lysosome. Gene Ontology annotation, molecular function: cysteine-type endopeptidase activity. Bases 1490 to 2296 code for a protein of 268 amino acids. NCBI's taxonomy places the organism in Eukaryota, Metazoa, Chordata, Mammalia, Dermoptera, Cynocephalidae.
CUGCCUGUUCUCUAUUUUAGGAGUAUUAAGUAUAUAAUAAUUUGGGGAUUAAAAUGAACUUUAUAGGUUCUGCAGAUGAAAACAGAGAUGCUUUUCUCAGGUCAUUUUCUGGCCACCUGAAAUCUACCUGGAGAUCUUUAGGAUUUCUUAUGUGUUUUGUAUAUAUGCAUAUAUGGUUGUUAGUAAAAACAAAGGAAGUAGGGAAUCCUUUACCCAUCCCUCAAGAGUGGCCUCUCUGUACGGUUUUCUGCUUUAGCUAAAAGGGUUAACUCAGCUAGUGAAGAGGAGGAGGAGUGGUACCCGGACUUCCUACUCUGAGACAUCUCAAAGCACUCAAUGUUAGAGCUAUUAAAUGUUCUACUGAACAUUUUGCCAGUUUGCAAAAAUUACGCAAAAAUGGAGUAUAAAUUUAAAAAUUGUGCAAGUCGUAUGACUUGCUUCAGACCAAAUUGUUCUUAAAAUGGAGGACUUUGUAAUUAAGCAAGCCAAUGCAAGAAAUGAGUGAAGCUAGAGUAAACUUUUUUUUUAAGUCAAGUUCAAUAGUGAGAAGAGGGGAAAGAGUAUAAACUUUGAAGAGCUGUGAAUUUAAUCUUCAUAGAACAUUGCUUUUUUGAGGUUUUUUUGUCCUGUGAGGCAGCCACAGAAGUUUUUCUGUUGUUGGAAGUAGGAAAGAAACCUCCCUGUCCACAGCAUCUGGUUAAGAUUAGGGCAGUUUCCUGCCUAAGGAGAGAAGGGAGGAGAGAGGGGGAAGAAAUGCAUAAUGAGAGUGAGAAGACAGCAAAUGUCUCUGUCUCAAAGUUAGAAAACAGGAAAUUCUGUCAACUUUUCUCUUGUCCUCUCCUGGCAAGAUCUGGAAAAGUAUCAGAAUUUAGACAAGGAAAAAAAUGUCUUGAAGAAAUUAUCAGAAUGCAAAAUUUAGCUGGAAAUCUCUCUUUCGUGUAUUCUCCAAACCCACUCCCACCUUGUUCAUCUCCAAGCUGGGAAUACUGGAGGAGACAGGAGCUGAGCCCAUUCUGAUUGUCUAGUUUCCACCCUGUUUCUGGUUGUCUGUGUGUGUGUGUGUGUGUGUGUGGUUGUCUGCGCAAGUGUGUAUGUCUGAUUGUGCAAGUGUGUGUGUGCGUGUGUGUGUGUGUGUUGGUUGAAUCUCCCCAAGUCAAAUUUGGGACCAUUUGUACCAGCACCCCAUCCAAACCUAGGCCCUUCCUGUCUAUCAUUGUUUGCUUUAUCAUAUAAAAAUCACCCUCAAUUCUGUCUACCUUGAUCUUAGAGCUUAGGUUUCCUCUGCCUCAUGGUUCAGAGGAGGGGGUUCUUAGCUUUGGGUUCAUGAAUUCCCUAGGAUUAUUGUGUGUAGAUGCAUUUUCUGGUGAGGCACUACACUUUUAUUAGCUUCUCAAAAGAGUGUAACUUCUAAAAGGUUAAGAGCCAUCUGUCCUGGAAUGAGGCUUCAGCUAUUUCCUCAUCCUAAGCCAAGCUGUGAAUCCCCCUCCAAAUGGAGGAGUCUCCCCUAAUUAUCCCCUUCCCCAGGAUGUGGGGGCUCAAGGUUCUGCUGCUACCCAUGGUGAGCUUUGCUCUGUACCCUGAAGAGAUACUGGACACCCAGUGGGAGCUAUGGAAGAAGACCUACAGGAAGCAGUAUAACAGCAAGGUGGAUGAAAUAUCUAGGCGUUUAAUUUGGGAAAAAAACCUGAAGUAUAUUUCCAUACAUAACCUUGAGGCCUCUCUUGGUGUCCAUACGUAUGAACUGGCCAUGAACCACUUGGGAGACAUGAACAGUGAAGAGGUGGUUCAGAAGAUGACUGGACUCAAAGUACCUCCCUCUCAUUCCCACAGUAAUGACACCCUCUAUAACCCAGACUGGGAAGGCAGAACCCCAGACUCCAUCGACUAUCGAAAGAAGGGAUAUGUUACUCCUGUCAAAAACCAGGAUGAAAGUUGUAUGUACAACCCAACAGGCAAGGCAGCUAAAUGCAGAGGGUACAGAGAGAUUCCUGAGGGGAAUGAGAAGGCUCUAAAGAGAGCAGUGGCCCGAGUAGGACCCAUCUCUGUAGCCAUUGAUGCAAGUCUGACCUCCUUCCAGUUUUACAGCAAAGGUGUGUAUUACGAUGAAAACUGCAAUAGUGAUAAUCUGAAUCAUGCGGUUUUGGCAGUGGGAUAUGGAAUCCAGAAGGGAAACAAACAUUGGAUAAUUAAAAACAGCUGGGGAGAAAACUGGGGAAACAAAGGCUAUAUCCUCAUGGCUCGUAAUAAGAACAACGCCUGUGGCAUUGCCAACCUGGCCAGCUUUCCCAAGAUGUAAUUCCAGCCAGACCAACCCCAUCCUGCUCUUCCAUUUCUCCUACGAUGGUACAAAGUAAUGAUGGACUUUGGAAGGGAGUUGGUGUGCCAUUCUUGAAGCAUAUGUGGUGAUAGUUGAGAUUGUUCAGUUUUCCUAUUUGUUUGUGCUUCAAGUGAUCCGUACUACAUUCCUUCUCUCCCACAAAGCCUUUUUCAAUUGGGCCACAGCAGGAAUUUCCCUGACACGUAUAUACUCUUAGGCUAAGAGAUAUGACCAUACCCUGUCCUGACUGGGUUGUCUUGGAGCUCAUGCUGUGCAAAAAGAGUCUAGAGAUCUUCAUAUAGGCUACAUUCUCAUUCACUGGGAUUAGUUAGCUUUAACCAUCUUAGAGGGCUAAAGUGACCUGACUUCAUAGUUUCCAAUUUCCCUCUAUAUCUUCAAGAGAGAAAUUUCUGUGUUUUCCACUCCAAUUCAUAAAGCUAUUAGUCUUUAGUAUAUGUUUAUGUAAGAUAUAUGUUUUAUUUUUCCUCCUUUGCACUUUUUGAAAUAAAGUAUUUAUCUCUGUCUACAAUUUAAUAAAUAGUGUGUACUGCCAUUCA